AUGACGCCGAUCGAAAAGAAGAGGCGCCGUGAUCUGGCUUCAUUUAAGGCUAAAAAAAGACAACGAAUCGAUCUCGAGAACGACGGCUCGCAAGAAGGUUCGAGUGGUGGAGCCAUUGUCCUUGACAAGCUUCCAUGGAAUCAGGUGACUGUUGACCGUUUAGAGGAUGCCGAAGGCUUUUUUGGCUUGGAAGAGCUCUCAGACGUCGACGUUGUGAAGGAUCCAACUCUUGGAAAGGUGGAAUACAAGCUUCUGUCCAACAAUUUCGCAAGUAGAAGGAGUAAGGAACCUAAGAUUCCAGAUACUACUGUAGGAAUAGAUGAGAAAGAAUGGGAAGGCUUUGACGAAGAGGAAUCGGAAACACAUGUGGACCCACGGAGGUCCAAGGGCAAGGUCCCAAGGGAGAAAGAUACUAGCAGGGUUGAGAAGAAGCGUCGGAAGCAGGACAAAAAGCAAAAGAAGGAGGCCACGUCUCAGCCCAAGGCAUCAAAAAAUACCUUCGAGGCGUUGGGCACAGCAGACGAGGGUCGUGAUAUAGCAGAUAACGAGGAAGGCGAUGUGUCUGCGUGGGAACCAUUAAAUCUGUCUUCUCGGACAAUCUCGUCUCUCGCCCGCAUGAAGUUCUUGCAGCCGACUGCGAUACAACGGUCCGCUAUACCAGAAAUUUUGGGUGGCCACGACGUUAUAGGCAAAGCACCGACCGGAUCCGGCAAGACGCUAGCAUUCGGAAUACCUAUCUACGAGCACUACCUUGAGACUAUUCGUAGUAAAGUACCAUAUGCAGAAGCGGAAGGCAAGGGACGGCAGCAAAGCCCUCUGGCCCUGGUUCUUUCACCCACCAGAGAACUUGCGCAUCAGUUGUCUGCACAUCUCACAGAUUUAUGUUUGGAUCCCGGCUCUGCACAGCUUUCUAUAGCGACCCUGACUGGAGGUCUGUCUGUGCAUAAGCAACAGCGUCAGAUUGCCCACGCUGAUAUUAUCGUUGGGACCCCUGGUCGCUUGUGGGAAGUCAUUAGUGGAAGUCAGGACCUGAUAGAUUCUUUACGUAGAAUCAAGUUUCUAAUUGUGGAUGAAGCCGAUCGGCUGCUGAGCGAAGGCCACUUCAAAGAGGUGGAAGAGAUCCUUAGUGUUUUAGACCGAACAAAUGAAGCAACAAAUGGCGAAGACGAACGCGAUUCGGAAACAAUUGAUUGGAAGCAGCAAAGACAGACGCUAGUCUUCUCUGCCACGUUUCAGAAAGACUUGCAGCAGAAACUGGCAGGGAAGGGAAAACCAAAAGGUGGCGAUCUGAUGGGCAAACGAGAAUCCCUCGAAUAUUUACUGAAAAAGCUCAACUUUCGAGACCAGAAGCCCAAGUUCAUUGAUGUCAACCCCAUCUCGCAAAUGGCGACAGGCCUCAAAGAAGGAAUUGUCGAGUGUGCUGGGACAGAAAAGGACCUUUAUCUAUACUCGACGUUACUUCUCCACCCACACACGCGGACGCUUAUCUUCGCCAACUCGAUAACGUCUGUCCGUCGUCUUACACCGUUUCUCCAAAAUCUCAGUCUCCCCGCCUACGCUCUUCACUCCCAGAUGCCCCAGAAAGCCCGGCUCCGCUCCGUAGAGCGCUUUUCAUCCGCCUCAUCGCCAUCCUCUAUACUGAUAGCGACGGAUGUUGCAGCCAGAGGACUUGAUAUCCCUUCCGUUCAGCUUGUCCUCCAUUACCACCUGCCUCGAGCAGCCGACAUGUAUGUUCAUCGCUCUGGAAGAACCGCCCGCGCAGAGAAUUCGGGCUCGAGCAUCGUGUUGUGCUCGCCUGAAGAAGUCCAGGGUAUGCGUCGACUCAUUGCUAAAGUCCACGCGCGCAAAGCGAGCGAGCAUGACAGUGACCGCAAAAAAUUCUUCAUGCGAACGCUUGACCUUGACACCCGUGUCGUCUCACGCUUAAAACCUCGUGUGAUACUUAGCAAGAAAAUUUCCGACGCAACCCUUGCUAAAGAGAAGAAAGGUCAUGAAGACAACUGGCUGAAGACUGCCGCCGAGGACCUAGGUGUUGACUAUGACAGCGAGGAGUUUGCGGCUGGAGAAGCGAGCAAAAAAGGAAGGGGUCAGGGAAGGAAGAAGAAGGAGAAGGAGGCUAGGAGCUUGACGAAAGGCGAAUUGGGGGCGCUCAGAGGGGAGCUAAAGGGGCUUUUGGGCCAGAGAGUCAACGUCGGAGUUAGUGAGAGGUAUCUUACCGCUGGUGGGGUUGAUGUUGAUGAGCUAUUGAAUGGGGGGAGAGGAGAGUUCUUGGGGAGGGUAGAUGGUGGCUUGGAUGAUCUAUGA
Molecule: messenger RNA, 2304 nt
Organism: Letharia columbiana
Lineage: Eukaryota; Fungi; Ascomycota; Lecanoromycetes; Lecanorales; Parmeliaceae
Exons: 4
Coding region: 1-2304 (767 amino acids)
Cellular component (GO): nucleolus
Molecular function (GO): ATP binding; nucleic acid binding; RNA helicase activity
Source: RefSeq, a predicted model, not a curated record